UGUGGGUCACAGUUACUUAUCCUUGAGGACACUGGCCCAUUUUUUAAGACGGUCUUGCUGCAGUCACACGGCUCGCAGAGCGGCUCGAGGACAGCCAGGCUUAUCAACAACAAGCAACCACGAGAUCAGAGGCGGGAGAAGGAACAGAAGGGAAGUCAGCGGAAAGGAUUUCAAAAACAUGGAAAACUUGCCCAACCCCUUAGACAAUUCUUGUCCUCCCCUCUCGUAUUGGAAACUCAGCUGUUGUCCUCAGUAACUCUUUUGUUUGCCAAAGCAUCCCUCACAUUGCUACAUGCCUGACUGGAGACAGUACCCACCAGCACCUACUUUAUACCAAGACAGAGAGAGUUUACACCCAGGGAAGGGCUGGAGUCAAGAAGAAAAGGAUGGUUUGCAACUAAAUAAGGGGCUGAAACUUGAGAUCAAGAAGGAUGGCUCUCCGCCGGCCAGCAGCCCACCAACGGAGAGCUCCAGGCUGGAGGAGAUCAGGAGAUGAGAUCUACUGGGGAGAGAUGUCUUUGCCUCGAGUCUCCCACCCGUCACCUCGACCCCAGAGCGCCAUCGAAGGAGGCCAUCUGGACGCCUGGCUGGAGCACCUGCAGAGCCAGGCCGGACCCCCGCCUGGUAAUCCAUCUUUUACGGGUCAUGACAGGGAGCCGGCCUGCAGACGGUCGAGCUACCCGUCCUUCAGCACGGGCUCGUCCUCGUGUGGGAGCCGGAGCGUGUGCGAGAGCUCGCCGAGCAGCCAGGACUCCCUCCAGGCUGGGUUUCUGCCCCCCUCAGAGCGCAGGGGAAGCUGGGAAAGAGCUCAUAUCAUGCGGCCCCCCAAGAAGGAGCAAGCUCAACUCAGUUAUCUGGCUCCAGUCAAGAUUGGGUGGCUGCCAAUUCAGAGGAGAGUGAUGAUGGUGGCAAACGCUUGCAGCCAAAAGGGUCUGGAUAAUUCUGCUGGACAAGUGAAACUGAAAGAACCCAUCACUCCAACCUUUAAAAGGAACAAGGAAACACCUCAAAUUCAGGAUGCGGCAGCGAGGAGAGGUCAUACCGGUACGAGUUCUUUGGGCGUGAAGAUGUGGUGGACACCUGAUCGAGGCUCCGCUGACAGUAAAAAGGUGCCAGAAAAAUUUAGAUUUCCUGCAGARGAAGGGGGUCGACAUGUUGGCUGGCAAGCUCCGAAGACAGGCUGGAAGGCCAAUGGGGUGUCAGCUUUAUUUGGAGGAAAUAAACUCAAUGAGCUCACUACAAAAACCAGUGCCGACCCCAACAAGACACCRUCUCUGAUGAAAACAACGAGGACAGAGCCCCUCAGCAAGCACUCACCUCUGCAUGGUACAACUUCUACUGAUUCCAGCGACCAACAAACUCCGCUGCGGGGGACAAGGGCCGCAGACGCAAACAAGUCACACACUCCUUCRCAAAGAAGAAGCACUGCUCAGCCUAUGAAAGCAACAGCUUUCUAUGGACCGAGCGACAGUUCCGAAUCUUCACAAGCAAACUCGACCACUCUCAUCCCUCAGAACAAAGCUGGCAUCGCCUCCAUCACCAUCACCUCUAGAAAAGUGAACAGAUCAGCCAGUUUACCUGGAUCCAACUCAUCCAGCAAAUCUCCUUCUCCCCCACUAGACCACCAACCCGUUGACCCAAACUCCACACAGKUUAGAGUGCAAAGGAAAGCCAUGAUAGUCAAGGUGACAGAGAAAAGAGUGAUAGCGAGCACCGGUGCAAGCGCUAGUCGGCCCGGGACACCGCCAGCUAACCCCGAUUUGGACACGGUGGUCCGCAGACGAAAGGCUACCAUCAUCAAAGUAACAGAGCAUAAAGAAAGUUACAGUCCUGCCAAGAUCGCAAUCAGGAAUCCAGAGUACAGACACAGCUUUACUGAGGGACUGCRUCCGGACAUCAGUACAUGGAAUCAGRAAAACGGUUCMGAAGACAAUACAACCYUUCCAAAUCAUCGUUUGAACUCCGCACCAAAUACAAUCACACCCAACGCGCAAACAAACGGUAUGCACAGAUCCUCUUUGAAUCUUUUUGUGAGCAAUCCCCCUGCCCCAACACCCACUUCCUCUGAGCCGUCCACAAAGGCUGUCGGACAGAGAUGGGACAGGCGGCAGAGACCCCUGAGCUGCUAUGGAAGUUUGACAGGACACGUCGAGACGAUCGGGGAGAACKCUGCACAAACAGCUGCCAAAAAAUGGAGCUUUGAGGUUCCACAAGAGACCCGCAUUAACCCUGUGAACUUCAACAGUGGUUUCAUCAGCCCUGGAAAAGCAGCGAAAGAAGCAGGUCAGCCAGCGGCAYACGCCCUCAGCCCGAGYRGAGACGAAAAGGAGAGAAGGCCCUCAUCAGUGGACAGAAUGAGGAGAGCCUCCGCAAGUCUAACACUCAUCAAGGCCCCGGAUCCCCAUCAGUCUCAAGAGGAAGUGCUUGCCCUCAAUGCAGCGGCGAUCAUAGCAAAYAUCAAACUCCAGAGACAACUCAGCAAGAAGAAAGCGCCGAGCAGCCAUCCUGAGGAGGACGCCGCAGCCUCGCCCCUGGGAAAUACGGUGACGGAUGAGAGGAAACACUUCAAGUCCGGCUCUGAUCAAGGCAARAGCCACAAUCAGAAAGAGCCUGACGCUGCAGAGCCUGAAACUAUUUCUCUCCAGCGGGCGCUGCAGAUGACCCGACCAGACUUUAUUCGUCGCUCCCUGAGCAGGGUGCKGGAGCUGGAACGGAGGAGGCAGGAGAGGAGGGAAAGGCGGUGGGGUUCRGGGGCUGGACAGAGGAAGGCCCACAGCACAAAGUCCACCUCUGUGAAUGGUAAAUGCUCCAGCAGCCACUCUGCCGCCCAUUGUCCUUGUGCAGCUGCAGUGGCCGUUUGCCACAUCACUAAUCACAAAUAUGCAGAUUCAGAACAAAGAGCAAAGAUCCGGGCUCUCUCCCUGUCUCCGUUUUAUCUGCACUCAUAAAGAUCCUGGCUUAAAUUAAUCCCAGUGGCUGAUUAGAAGCUCUAUAAAUCUACCUUUUUUUUUUGACGUUUUCCUUAACUGCAUCUUGAACUGACUGCAGCAGACUCCAAAUUUGAAUAAGUUAUAGAGGAACAUCCACGGAUUACUUUUCUUUUGGAUCCAUUUAUUGGUUCGUGACAUAUUUUGAUGAACACAGACAUAAAUGUGCUCCGUCACAUCGAGCCAAGGAUUAAAUCCUGAAGUGGUGCGUGGAGGAAAAGAUAGAUAUAGUGUUUUGAUUAAAACGUUGCAAUAAUUGCAUUUUAAUUGCAAUGAAUAAACGCCGUUUCAGUGCAUCAUAUGAAUUUAUGUCUGAAAUAUAAUCCAGAAUAAUUUUUACGAAACGCUUUUUUGAGCAACAAAAGCACGAUUUUGAGCAAAACAACAAACAAAAACACUCCUAUAAUAGUUUCAUAUUUUCCCUGCAAGCUAAAGUCUUUUUUUACUUUACAGCUGGUAAAUCUCAAUAUC
This is a messenger RNA of Austrofundulus limnaeus, 3458 nucleotides long. It is a transcript of the gene cunh10orf90, whose product is annotated as chromosome unknown C10orf90 homolog. The transcript is spliced from 9 exons. The coding region runs from base 432 to 2948 and encodes 838 amino acids. Lineage: Eukaryota; Metazoa; Chordata; Actinopteri; Cyprinodontiformes; Rivulidae. The record is from RefSeq and is a predicted model, not a curated record.